This is a messenger RNA of Vollenhovia emeryi, 1587 nucleotides long. RefSeq lists its product as uncharacterized. NCBI's taxonomy places the organism in Eukaryota, Metazoa, Arthropoda, Insecta, Hymenoptera, Formicidae. The record is from RefSeq and is a predicted model, not a curated record. The annotation marks the transcript as partial. The transcript has 2 exons.
UCGACAAAGAGUCGUUGUGUGAACCCGGCAAACGAUCCCGAAUCACAACCCGUGCCCCGACUGCGUCGGGACGCACAACACCUGACCCCCAGCGAUAGCUCAGCACCCAGACUAUACGGCCUUCCGAAGAUUCACAAAGAAUCAGUCCCCCUACGGCCUAUCGUCAGCAACAUCGGGGGUCCCACCUACCAACUAGCCCGCUACCUCACCAAACCCCUCCAAAAACUUACCGGCCUCAACGACUCCCACAUCAGGAACUCAAUGGACUUCGUGAACAGAAUAACCAAGAUCAAAACCGAGCCCAACGACAUCCUGGUAAGCUUCCACGUGGUUUCUCUGUUCACCAACGUCCCAGUCCAAGACACUCUGGACAUCAUCAGAACAUCCAAAGAGAUUCCAUCCACCCUGUUCCCAUUAAUAGAACACUGCCUCAACUCCACCUAUUUCCAGUUCGAAGGAGAAUUCUACGAACAAACCACGGGAGCAGCAAUGGGAUACCCGAUAUCACCCAUCAUCGCAAACAUCUUUACGGAACACUUCGAGAAUGAAAUCCUGAAGAAGGCCCCACAAAAACCCUCCACAUGGUUCCGAUACGUGGACGACACCUUCGUCAUCUGGAACCACGGAAGGGAAACUCUACCUCAAUUCCUCACUUUCAUCAACUCCCAACAUCCCAACAUCCAAUUCACAAUGGAGACCGAACAGAAUUCCCAAAUCCCCUUCCUGGAUGUCCUGGUCCGAAGGAACGAAGACGGCACCCUAAGCCACAACGUCUACCGCAAACCAACGCACACGGACCGAUACCUCCACCUCCACGCAAACUCCCACCAUCACCCCGCCCAAAAGAAUUCGGUAAUCAGCUCUCUAGUCCACAGAGCACUCUCCAUCUCGGAACCAGCCGCCCUGAACGGAGAACUAAACCACCUUCACCGAACCCUGAUCAGGAACGGAUACAGCAGCAGAAACAUCAACCGUACAAUCAAGAAGCUGACCAACAAGGAACCCGGCCAGAACAACACCACGACACCAGAGACAGAGAAAGAGAAGAUUAAGGCAGUAGUACUCCCAUACGUCAGAGGGACCACGGACCGCAUCAGCAAAAUCCUGAACAAACACAACAUCAAAGCGAUUUUCAAACCUUUCAACAAGCUCUCACAAAUGCUCCCCAAUCCCAAGGACCGGAGACCCCCUUUGACAGCCCCAGGGGUUUACAAGGUCCCAUGCUCCUGCGGCAAAGUGUACAUAGGAGAAACCGGGAGACAGAUUAGUACACGAAUCAAAGAACACCAGCGAUGUGCCAAAUACGGCCACUUCUCACAAUCAACUCUAGCCGAACACAAGAUUGAGACCGGACACGCCAUCCAGUUCGACAAAGCCACCAUGCUGGCCCCGUCCCAAAGCUAUUUCGCACGAAAACACCGCGAAGCCGUUGAAGAUGACAGUCAAGUUACAUCGAAAUAUGAUGAACAAGCUGUGUGUUCCAAAUCUGAUACAUUGUACAAUAAUACUGAUGAUAAUAGUGACGCAAACAUUGCAAAAGAAAAGCCAAUACAAAAAUCAUUUAAUUAUGAACGAGAAAACAAUGUC